AUGGGGAACACCGACCUGAGAAAGCUGACGAAGAAGGAGCGACAGGAGGCACGUGAUCGAGGCUCAGUUCCAGCAAGACUGAAGAAGCUGGACGAGGUCUACGACUCGUUCUGCGAUGUGCGUGCUGACAUUGAAAUACUCCUCGAAGAAUGCGACACCGACGAUGAAGAGAUGAAAAAGGUUCCAGCAGCGGUUCGCGAACAGGCCAUGGCGGCCAGAGCCAAGCAACGUAGCGAACAAAGUUCCAAGGUCCUGAAGACGUUCAUUCAACAAUACUUCCGACUGAAACAGACAUUAGAAGCUUUCAUGCACGGACCCGGCUCAAGCAGUCAACUGGCUCCGGCACCAACGAACAACCCACCGACGGCGGCUUCUCCUAUGCGUGUGAAGCUGCCCGAACUGAAGAUUCCGACGUUUCGAGGAUCGCUCAUGGAAUGGGUCACUUUUAGGGACACCUUCAAAACCCUAAUUGUCGACAAUCCACACUUGACCGAUUUCGAUAUGUUCACAUACCUCCGAACUUCGUUGGCGGGAGAGGCGCUACAGCAGAUUGCGUCAAUUGACCUCACUGCGGACAACUACUCCAUAGCGUGGCGCUCACUGGAGUCCCGUUACGAAAACAAGAAGCUCCUGGUGAAGUGCCACAUAGAUGCCCUGUUUGCAGUCAACCCGAUGAAGAAGGAGUCCUUCGAAGCGCUGAAUCACGUCAUCGGCGAGUUUGAGAAGCAUCUUCAGAUGCUGACGAAGCUCGGCGAAAAUACUCAAGAUUGGAGUACACUUCUGGCCCACAUGCUGGCCAGCAAGCUCGAUCCCACAACGCAGCGGCUGUGGGAAACGGAACAUCGCUCAACAGAUGUUCCCAAGUAUGAUGACAUGCUCAAAUUCCUGUUGAACCACAGGACAGUUUUGCGUUCUAUUUCUGGUGAAACAGAACCACCAAAGGAGCCGGAAAAACCCUCGAAGUUCAGUAGCAGUUAUUCGGUUCAGCAACAGGCAUGUCCAUUCUGCAGUGAUGGGCAACAUUGGACGUACCAGUGCAAGCAAUAG
This is a messenger RNA of Aedes albopictus (Asian tiger mosquito), 1047 nucleotides long. RefSeq lists its product as uncharacterized. Lineage: Eukaryota; Metazoa; Arthropoda; Insecta; Diptera; Culicidae. The record is from RefSeq and is a predicted model, not a curated record. The transcript has a single exon. The coding region runs from base 1 to 1047 and encodes 348 amino acids.